AAAAAUCAUGGAUGAGUUUUCAGACCAAGAAGAACACAACCAAACCCAAGUACCACCACAACCAACAAAAACACCUAGUCCUCCUCAACUCGAACCAAUAACGGCGUUUAACACAUGGCACAACAACAACAAGAACAAACCUAAGUACAAAGAAUGUUUAAAAAACCACGCCGUUAGUAUAGGCGGUCACGCUGUUGAUGGUUGUUGUGAAUUUCUUCCUUCAGGUGAAGAUGGUUCUAUUGAUUCACUCAAAUGUGCCGCCUGUAACUGCCACCGUAAUUUUCACCGUAAAGUGGUUAUUAGUGGUGAAACGACGGCGUUUGUUAUGCCAAGUUAUUAUAGAAGUUUACCACCACCACCACAAACAGCAGCAGCUUGUGGUUAUUUACAGUACCACGUGGCAACACAUCAGAGGCCGUUAGCUUUACCGUCAACUUGUGGUGGGGGUGGUGUGUAUCAUGAGGAUCAAGAGGACAUGUCCGGAGGUAGUGGCUCGAAGAAGCGGUUUCGGACAAAAUUUAGCCAAGAACAAAAGGAGAAAAUGCAAGAAGUGGCUGAUAAAUUGGGGUGGCGAAUACAAAGGGAAGAUGAAGAAUUGGUGCAACAAUUGUGCAAUGAGACUGGAAUUAGAAGGCAAGUGUUCAAAGUUUGGAUGCAUAACAACAAGCACACUCUUGGUAAAAAAACCCUAGAACCAAAUAAAGAAUAAACAAGCUCCAUUAUUUUUAGGUAUUUUGUUAAUAUUAUGUUAGAUAUGAAUUAAGUACUUAUUUUGCAUCUGGGAGUUCAAUUAAUCCACGUAUUUUAGUGUUAGAAGAGGAAGACGGAAUUAAUUUCAUAUGCUGGGUAGCUGGGAAUAUUUCUUCUUUAGUUAUUCUCAGUAGUAGUUAAUAUUAGUGGUACUAAAUUUUAGGCCAAGACUGCUCAUUUGUUGUACUAAUUCCACUUGUUUACUUGGAAAUUUUCGGUGCAUGUUAAGGUGGAUACGUUAAAUACAUCAUUCUGUUUAUUAGUUCUUCCAGUUUA
Molecule: messenger RNA, 1026 nt
Organism: Lycium ferocissimum
Lineage: Eukaryota; Viridiplantae; Streptophyta; Magnoliopsida; Solanales; Solanaceae
Product: zinc-finger homeodomain protein 2-like
Exons: 2
Coding region: 8-709 (233 amino acids)
Biological process (GO): regulation of developmental process; regulation of DNA-templated transcription
Cellular component (GO): nucleus
Molecular function (GO): transcription cis-regulatory region binding; DNA-binding transcription factor activity
Source: RefSeq, a predicted model, not a curated record